Arachis duranensis is the source of this 757-nucleotide messenger RNA. RefSeq lists its product as uncharacterized. The record is from RefSeq and is a predicted model, not a curated record. Bases 3 to 329 code for a protein of 108 amino acids. The transcript is spliced from 2 exons. Lineage: Eukaryota; Viridiplantae; Streptophyta; Magnoliopsida; Fabales; Fabaceae.
AAAUGGCAGCAAGAAACCAAACAAAAGACCUUAAGUGUGCCACACAUCUCCUGAGUGAUAAGUUCAGAAACAUGACUGAGGAGAAGAAGGCAAUUGUGAGGGAUCUCGGAUUCGGUGGGUUGAUGCACAUCCCACCACUAAGGGUGGAUCACCAACUCUUAAGGGAGCUGGCAAACAACUUCAAACUUGGGGAGAACAGACUGAAGACAGGAUAUGGUUCUUUCCAAAUAACACCAAAAAAAAAGGUCAUGCACUUGGCAUCAAUGCAACAGGAGAUCUAUUUCCUGAGAAAGUUGAGUAUAAGAAACUUUCUGAUGAUGACAAAAUAAUUUAUAGAAGAUUCUAGGGUAAGACCCUCAAAAGUCUUACCGAUGAAAUGAUGGAAAUCGGCGUUGGCAACGAAGAGGAACGCCUGAUGUUCAAGAGGAUAUUCAUCCUCUACAUACAGAUGGCGAUCCUUUUGCCAACGACGAUAAACAAAAUAUCGCCCGUGCACCUGGCCCCAAUUUUUAAGAUGGACGGCAUAUCGGAGAGAAACUGGGGGGGCAUGUUUUGAACUUCAUGGUCAAGGGCAUCACAGACUACCAGGAGAAGAAGAAGAAAUCAAUUAAUGGCUGCCUCUUCGCCCUCAUGAUAAUCUACUUUCAUCUUUCAAAAAACAAAGGCAAGAACAGGACUGAAAGACCACCAAAGUCCUGGAUUGCCAACUGGACUAAGGAGCAGUUGGUGGAAAGAAUGUCUGCAGAAAGAGAGGAAA